AAAAGCCUUUCACUUGAUCUCGACUUUUGAGUAGGCAGUAUCCCAGCCUCUACCAAAGUAGAACUUUUGAGCCAUGUUUAAGUCGCGGAAGUCCGCAGGGGGAGGCCCGAUGUCGGGUUUCUCAUCCAAGAUCGCACACACCACGAUACUUCCUUCCCUUGGAAACAAGGAUUUAAGGACUUUACAAGACUUUAUCACUGCCGAGAAAGGGGCCAUAUCAGGACUCCAAAAGUUGUCUCUCGAUUGGGGAAGAGCCGCUGAUGCAUUGCGAACAUGGGGAUCGGGUGAGGGCGACGAUCUUGGGGAUAUCUUUACCCAUGCAGCAUCUAUGCUCUUCCAUAUUUCUAAGGCAAUGGAUCAGUAUGUCGUGCACGAGCAAUCGAUCCGGACCCAUCUCAAGAGUAUCCGCACGAAAGAAGAGGAACUUGACGAACUUCGGAAGCGCAGAAGAAACGUUGGUUCUAAGGCGGAGAGUGCUGAGAAGAAACUCUCUAAAAUGGGCCAGGAACACAAAGGACUUCAGGAACAGACGGAUCUGCUCACACGGCUUCGAGAAGAGAUGCGAUAUCUCGAUAUGCAGAUCAUAACCGACGAACUUAGGUUGGGGGACUUCAAACGGCAAGUUUCAAAGGAGUUUUUGGCCUUAAAAUUUGGUGGUCUUUUACAAUUCGCGGAAAAAGCAGCAGUCGUUGGAGAGAUAGGAAAACUGCUCAUCGAGGAGAUACCACUCGACACAUCGACCCCUGGCCAGCCGCGCCCCUAUUACAACGCAUAUGAAAGGACAUCUAAUUAUUCGGAAGAAGUGACACGCUGUGUAGGAGAAGUCAAGUUUGAUCCUCCAACAUACGUGCUUGCUCCUGCCGCCUCAAUUCAAAACCCACAAUCUGCUUCUGGACCUGACGGUAAAGGUUUGCCUCCGCAUCUACACCAUCAACAGCCUCAUACGAUGGGUGGGUAUAUGACACCCCCUAUUCCCAAUUCUCCAUAUACCCUACCUCACCCAAGCCAGCAUGCAGUGGGGCAACCAGGUUAUAACCACCCUGUAGGGGAAUUCGGCGAAGCGCCUCUAGCACCUAUCCAUCAGCAGCAUUCAACUAUCGCCGGCCUGCCACUGUCGACUGGAAGCGUGCCCCAACAACAUGGAGACCCUCCGCCUCUAAGAUCAUCUCAAGACCAUACUGCAGGUGCGGUGGGCGGUCAUUUCGCUACAUUCCCUCACUCUGGCCCUCGUCGUGAUGUUCCGGAGUUACAGUCGCAGCCUUCCGCAGUGCCACUAUAUGCUCCGAAGCCUGAAGUAGCUUUCUCAGAGACAGUCGCGGAUGUUCUUGCUGCUGACACGUACCUUCGCAACUCAGUUGAUGGUGCACCACGCGAGUCUAAUGAGGAUUCUGCCUAUGGGGGAAUAUCGGAUCCAAAGGGUGACAUUAUGACACCCAACCCUUGGGAUGACAACAAUAAGCUCGUGUCUGCUCCUAUAAGAGUUGACUCGCGCAAUGUGACUGGCCUCCCUUAUACGAAGGAUGCAGCUGCAGCUGGUCGUCGUGGUAAAGGAAGCAGUGAUUUUAAUUACCCCUAUGAGGAUAACGGUGACCUUUUUUGUUCGAAAUCAUGCGACUUCUGCCAGACCUUGGAUGAUCAGGAGACAUCGACGGUGAGGCCAGAUAUAGUUUCACAAGCGCCUCCCGUGUCCAACGAAGAAUACUCUCCCCCGCCUCCAGCCGCUGGUAAUCCUGACGAGGAAGCAAAUGCGGCAGCCUCACGAGAGGCGGCGAGAGAAAUAAAUUCUCUCGGAUUUCAAGCAAAUAGGGGCAGGAGUAAUACCCGUGAUGGUGUUUCUGUGAGUCCAACCCGUCAUCCGGGUUUACCUUCUCGUCAGGGCUCGAGACCGGCUUCCCCCUCAGAAGCGAAUGUACCCCCUUCAUUAAAGAACGAGCCAGAAUCGUUGAGUUCACAGCUUCCACCGCAACCAUUUGUGCCCUCCAAUGCCCCACCUUUAAUUAAUUCGCCAUUUGGAUCAUCACCGUACAAUCAACCACUCGAACUCCGUGUCCGAAGCGGCAGUGGGUCGCUUCUUCCGCUCCCUUUGGUUACGACAGGUCCAUUAGGCGCAAGGACAGUAUCGGCAGGAGCAUUCCGCCGUCAAGCAUCACGGCCGCCGCCACCAGAAAGUGAGGAUGAGAACGCAAGUGCUGGCGGAGCUCUUGACGUCUCACUGGCUUCCACGACACCCCUUCAAUUGAGAAAGAAGGCUUUACCUACGUUGCCUGGUUCUAGCCCAUCGUCGACCAAUCCUCCUCAGACAGAAUUUGGAUCUGAUAUUCCAAGUAACACGGAUAGCCCACCCUCGUACAGCAAAACUCCCCAAAUCACGAGGGACAGCCCUGGUCAACCGAAGGUUGAUUCAUUGUUAGCGAACGAAGAGGAAUUCAUGAGGGAGUUGGAAAGCGAACCUUCUCCCGUUGGGAGUGGGGGACUUCCGUAUACACAACCACUGCCUGCAAUACUGGCAUCGCGCGACCAAGGGAAAGGGAAUAUUGGCUCAUUUUCUGCUGGGUAUGGAAGUGGGAAGUUUUCGACUAAUUUAGAAUGAGAGACUGUUAAAAAGAGAGUUGAGUAUGCCCCAAAACUUAUAUGCCUCUUUCACUUCAGUGUUUUGCUUGUACGACCUUUACUUUACAUACAUAAUAUUAAAUAUCGCGCGCUCCCGAUCGAGCGGAGGAUCAUUUACGAACGUUUUCCUCCUUCACGAUUAAAAGAAUGAUGUACAUUAGGUCGACUGUCCCACGUUAAGUGACAUGCGCAGGCUG
This is a messenger RNA of Cantharellus anzutake, 2807 nucleotides long. RefSeq names its product Eisosome component PIL1-domain-containing protein. The transcript is spliced from 5 exons. Gene Ontology annotation, molecular function: lipid binding. Gene Ontology annotation, biological process: endocytosis; negative regulation of protein kinase activity; eisosome assembly. The coding region runs from base 74 to 2590 and encodes 838 amino acids. NCBI's taxonomy places the organism in Eukaryota, Fungi, Basidiomycota, Agaricomycetes, Cantharellales, Hydnaceae. The record is from RefSeq and is a predicted model, not a curated record. Gene Ontology annotation, cellular component: eisosome filament; plasma membrane.